Effrenium voratum is the source of this 357-nucleotide messenger RNA. NCBI's taxonomy places the organism in Eukaryota, Dinophyceae, Suessiales, Symbiodiniaceae. The record is from the annotation of a GenBank genome assembly.
AUGCCAUCCUGUUCUGGCCGGACUUCACGUUCAGCCAGCGCUGGAAGAUGCUCGAGACCGCGCCGCCUGGCGGCCAAGUCGGCAGCGCAGGCGGAGAUAGUUGGCAAGAGCGCACUUGCCCAGGUCAUCGUGGGCCAUGUCGACGGCCGAAGGGUGGCAAGAAAAGUUGUGCGCGUGUGUCACUUUUCUUGCGACCUUGCGGCCGUCAAAAUGGCCCAAGAUGACCUUAAAAGGUUCAAAACUCUCACACUCGCAGGCGGGCAUCGAAACAUCGUGCAUGCGAUAGUGAUGGAGAUGCUCGGGCCUUCACUUCUGAACAUGCUGAGAUUCCCGGGAGUGGCGCCGUUUGCCAUCUGA